UUAAUCGUGUCGGUUGUAAUGUUUACCAAACUAUUUUAAGAUGUUUUUGUUCUUUCUUCUUUUCAACGCGUAUGCGGACGCGUCGCAAUUGUUACCGAAAUGUUGCCAAGUCGAUGAAGAGGUCCAUUUGAAUGUCACUUUUCAGUGCAGACGUGAUGUUGGUAGAAGAUGGCAAAUAUUUACCAAUGAAACACAGUUUUUCAGUAGGAACGUUAGUGGUGUUUGUAACGAUGCUUUUAACGAUAAGUUUACUUAUUUUGGAGUGAAAGAUGGGAGUAAAAUUGAGAUACUUAACAGUACCAUUAAUACGGACUUUUUGUCUAAAUGUUGCCCCUGGAAUUACGCAUACAACUCUGUAAAACACAGCUGCGAAGAGUCCAAACAAGACGGAAUAUUUACAGGUGUUUUUCGUGUGGGUUUACCUCACUGCAGUGUAAUAGAGGAUAUAACUCACGGUCACGAUAACCCCCCUUUUCAAGAGAUUAAUAAUUUUAACAUUAUUUUGAACAACACCAACAAGGAAAUCAGUAAAAAUAAUUACUGCAGGGACAAAGUUAGCGAGAGUUUAAAUGUAUUAAGGAUAUGUUUAGAUGACUUGGAUGUUUGUGAUAAAAAACGAUGCAUCAGAAAAUGCUGCCCUGAUGGACAAAGUUUUGUGAAUGGAAAAUUUUGUAAAAAUACUUAUGUUAGAGGGAUCGAUUUGGAGUUUAUUGGAAAUAUAGAAAAUCCAAAUGGUAAGAGUAUGAGUUUACGGUGGGUUUUGACAAAAAAUUACUUUUUAGGUUCCCAUGUAUUAGUUCAUGGUUAUCAAGGCAGGCCCACUAUUUUACCAAGAAAUGAUAAAAACCACAAACUCUUCAAAAAUGGCACAUUUUUGGAAAAUUAUAAUAACCAAACGCAAUUGUUUUUAAUACAUGAUGGCGCAUACUGCAUUGAACAUGCAGUGAAAAAAACUAAGAAACUGAACAUAGAUAAUUAUGCAUUAUUUCUAAUAUUACCAUUAGAAAUAAAAGCUAAACCCAUACCAUUAAAGAUCAUAAUUAACCGAUACUUACUAUGCAUAUCUUGUUCAUUCUUGUUUUUAACCAUAGCUUUCUACACUGUAUCAAAAGAGAUUGAAAAAUUAUUUGGAAAAACCUUAAUAUCGCUAUGUGUAGCCCUACUGGUAACUUUUAUUUUGCUGAUAUACCUAGGAUUUCAUCAGGCACCACCAAAAAAAAUAUGCUUAAUUUUGGGCUUUAUUUUAAUCUAUUUUGGAUAUUGCUGCUUUACAUGGUUAAAUGUUAUGUGUUUUGAUAUAUUCUGGACGUUCGGUUCGCCGAAACAAUUUAAAGGAUUUCAAAAACAGGCUCAGGAUAAAAAGAGAUUUUUCCUUUAUUGCUUGUAUGGCUGGGGCUUUUCUUUAUUGUUAUUUUUAAUCACGCUUUUGUUUUAUUUCGUUGACGUGUUACCGGAAACGGUUAAAAUACACAUCGGGGAAACAAAAUGUUUAAUAGAAAAUCCCUAUGGAAAUUUUGCUGAUAUUGUUUUUACAGUCAUACCCAUAUUUUUAAUGGAAAUAGUGAAUGUGGUUUUGUUUGUAAAAACUAUAAUGUAUUGUUUGAAAGUCAAAAAUGAGAUAAACAAAAUGAAUGAUAAUAACGAAAGUAGUACAAGUAGGAAGAAAAAAUUUAAUGCAAAUAAAGAGAGAUUUUUAUUAAUAAUAAAAUUGUUUAUUAUAAUGGGAACAUCGUUUUUGUUUGAAGUGGUCUCUUCAUUUUAUAAUUUCGGGAAAAAUGAUGUCACCAAGUACAUUGAAAUUAUAUGGGAUAUAUUAAAUAGCCUUCAAGGUGUGUUUAUAUUCAUUAUAUUUGCAUGUAAGAGAAAAAUAAUACAAAAAUGCAAACUACGUUUCUACAAAGACGAACGAAGAACUUCUUUAUCAUCGGGCCAAACACAAACCACCUCGUGCGGAAAUAACUUAAAAACCACAUAAAGUAUAUGGAA
Molecule: messenger RNA, 1986 nt
Organism: Brassicogethes aeneus
Lineage: Eukaryota; Metazoa; Arthropoda; Insecta; Coleoptera; Nitidulidae
Source: the annotation of a GenBank genome assembly